AUGAAGGAGCCCGGCCAUGUGGCCGAAGAAAAAAAGGUCUUUUACGCCCAGUACAUAGCCAGUGGAACGCUGAGCCUUGUCAUGCUGGUCGUUGGUUUGGCUAACGGCUGGUCGUCGCCGUACUUGGCCAAGCUGUCCCUGCAGGAGAGCAUGGACGACAUACCAAAGGCGAGCGACGAGCAGCUCACGUGGCUGGCCUCCCUGAUGAACAUGGGCCGGAUAUUCGGGGCGGUUAUCGGGGCCAUUGUCCAAGAUACCCUCGGGAGGAAGAUGUCCCUGUGUUUCGCGGGUCUGCCGCUCAUGUGCGGCUGGAUUUGUUCGAGCGUCGCCGCCAGCAUCGCUUGGCUCUACACGGCGAGGAUCCUCUGGGGUUUGGGGAUGGGCAUGAUAUGGACCACCAUUUCCCUCUACCUGGCCGAGAUUGCCGAUUCCGAGAUCCGCGGCUCUUUGGUAUUAUGGAACAUAACGACCCAAUCGAUCGGCCAAUUUUUGGGUGUCCUCUUGGGACCCCGUCUCUCGGUGAGAACGUACGGUUACGUGUGUAUGGUGCCUAACGGCAUGUUCCUGCUGCUGUUUCCAUUCAUACCGGAUUCACCCUAUCGUUACGUGAUGGUCGGCGACAUGGAAAAGGCCGAGGCGUCGCUUCAGUGGUUCCGCAGGCAGCGCAACGUCAAGCAGGACCUCAUGGAGCUACAGGACUACGUCAACAGUUCCCAGGUCACACUUCGGGACAGAUUGCGCGAGCUUGGAAAACCUAAGUAUCUCAAGUCGUUCGGCACGAUGUUCCUGAUAAACAUAAGCCUGUUCUUCGGGGCGUUCAACGUCAUCAACAACUACAUGGAAAUAAUCCUGAGCAAAAGCGGGGUGAGCCUGACCCCGUCGGACGUGGUGGUGGGCGUGGGCUUUUUCGCCAUAAUAUCCGGCCUCGCGGCAACUUGCCUCGUUGACAGGCUGGGCAGGCGCUUCCUCAUGAUAAGCUCGAGCCUCGGCAUGGCCCUCUUCCUCGGUGCCAUGGGCCUGCACUUCCUCCUCAUCCUCGAGCUGGGCCACGACGCCCCGACCCUCACCUGGCUGCCCUGCACCUGUCUCCUCCUCUACACGGCCUCUUACUCGGCCGGGGUUGGCUGUAUACCCAGCACCCUCGUCGGCGAGCUCUUCUCCCCGAGCCUCAAGACCAUCGCCAGUCUCAGCUACAGCGGGUGCGCCGCCCUCUUCUCCUCCCUGUCGGCCGGCACCUUCAUACCCCUGCUCAACCUCGUCGGGCCGGUCUACCUGUUCUGGCUCUACGCCACUGGGACCCUCCUGUCCGCCGUUUUUUUCUACUUCACCGUGCCCGAGACCAUGGGCAAGAGCCUCAAGGACAUCCAAGCCGAGCCCGAGGAAAAGACGUGA
Molecule: messenger RNA, 1392 nt
Organism: Copidosoma floridanum
Lineage: Eukaryota; Metazoa; Arthropoda; Insecta; Hymenoptera; Encyrtidae
Product: facilitated trehalose transporter Tret1
Biological process (GO): transmembrane transport
Cellular component (GO): membrane
Molecular function (GO): transmembrane transporter activity
Source: RefSeq, a predicted model, not a curated record